Messenger RNA from Salvelinus fontinalis (brook trout), 2156 nucleotides. Its product is annotated as tetraspanin-9. Gene Ontology annotation, cellular component: membrane. The record is from RefSeq and is a predicted model, not a curated record. The coding region runs from base 312 to 1031 and encodes 239 amino acids. Lineage: Eukaryota; Metazoa; Chordata; Actinopteri; Salmoniformes; Salmonidae. The transcript is spliced from 9 exons.
UCGGUAACAUAAUUCCUCCCCACCAGUCACGCCUCCAGACCAGUUUCCGCCCUUCUGAGAGAAAAUACUCCGCCUGCGAUUCAUCGACGACAGCAGGAAAGUUUAAAUAUAGCCUACAAAAAUAAUACAAAAGGAUUUGUUAACUUCUGCAUUAUCGCGGAUUCUACGCUGGAAAACCGGAUAGAGUCAGUAGUCAGGAGAUGGCUGAAUUGAGGAUGAGCUGAACUCGAGCUGGUACAGUUACGGUCCCUCCGCUGAAGGCUCGACGGCAUCAUCUAAUUCCUUAUCUAAGUGAUCGUCACAGCUUCACCAUGGCUCGCGGCUGCCUCUGCUGUGUCAAAUACAUGCUGUUCCUCUUCAACCUGCUCUUCUGGUUGGGGGGCUGUGGUUUGUUGGGUGUGGGGGUGUGGUUGUCUGUAUCUCAGGGCAGCUUUGCCACCCUAUCACCAUCCUUUCCCUCCAUCUCUGCUGCCAACCUCAUCAUCACCCUGGGUGCUGUCAUCAUGGUUACAGGCUUCCUGGGUUGCCUGGGUGCCAUCAAGGAGAACAAGUGUCUGCUGCUGAGUUUUUUCAUCACGUUGUUGGUUAUUCUGUUGGCGGAGCUGAUCCUUCUCAUCCUGUUCUUCGUAUACACAGACAAUGUGAGUGAGAACGCCAGACAGGACCUGAAAGAGGGACUUGCUCUGUACAGCACCAACAACAACGCUGGCCUCCGCAACGCCUGGAACACCAUACAGACAGAGUGGCAUUGUUGUGGGGUGAAUGGGUACACAGACUGGCACACUGCCCUGCAGGAGAAGGUGGUUCCUGACCACUGCUGCCAGAAUAUCUACCAGGACUGUGGGCGCAAUGCCACCAACCAGUUCUGGACACGGGGUUGCUAUGAGAAGGUGGAGGAGUGGCUGGAUGACAAUAAACACCUGCUGGGAACCAUCGCCAUGUGUGUUCUGGUCAUACAGCUCCUGGGUAUGGCCUUCUCCAUGACUUUGUACCAGCAGAUCCACCGAUCCGGGAAGAAGUACGAAGCUUAGAACACACACGGAGUUUGAGACCCAUUACUUUUAUACAAAAUGAUACUCUAAAAAGACACAAACCUGCGCACACACAUGUUUAUAUUUCCACACCCUUGUAUCAUUUUGUGCACAAAGGCAAUUUUAAUGUUUUGAGUUUCAUCUUUAUCAUUUUAAUGUUCUUGGCCGGGAUUCAAUCCGACUGCGGGUUAUCAACAAUUAAUGUGAUCUCAUGCAUGGUAAAUGGGUCAUUCCACAAAUAAAGUGCCAAAAAUCAGCAUUUUGACAUUGUUCCGCGUUAUGUUUUUCCGACUUCUGGGAAAAUUUCAACCAACUUCAGCCCAAAAUUCCUCCAUGUUUAUACUCUUAAAAAGUUGAACUAGUUAUGUUGUUGCUUUGACAGUCAUUUCUGAAGAUUUGUAUUUAUUUCAUGCGAUUUAAUUUGUCUGUCCCUCAUUUUAAGUCCAACCCUGUUACGUGAACAUAACUUUUUUUAAAUAUAUAUAUGGUGAAUCUAUUCCUUUUUAAGAAUUUUUUUUCUAACAAACAGUCAACUCAGUGUAAAGGAGGUGAACUGGUUCUACUCUUUUUGGCAAUUUUCUGGUGCUUUGUGCUUAAACUAAGCGUGUCAAUUAUAACGUCAUCCCUUUUACCCACCCAUUGGAAUUGUUAACAUUUCUAGCCAAUAGUUUUGUGAAGCUUGCAUUCAAGUGUCCAUUCUCCCUGUCACAAGGGGAUUUUUAUUUAACCGCUUAAUGCGACACCGCUUAUGUUAAAUUAAGUUUGUUUUGACCAAUUUACACUGCCCAUAAUGUUAGCAUUUUGUGGAAGGACCCAAAUGCUGCAUAUAGCUCAAUCGGAAAUUCCCUUUAAAAGCUGAAUUGUCGACAACCCGCAGUUGGAUUGAAUCCCGGCCCUAGUUCAGUUAUGGUGGGACAAAGGGAGGUUGGAUUGUGUGGGUGUAGGGACACCCCUCAGUCAUCCAGAAUAGAAUGAAUGGCUUUAACACAAAAAAAGAGUAGAGGGAAAGAGGUUUGGUUUCAUGCCUUAGAAAUCCUUAAACUGAUUAGUUAUAUUGUACGGAUGCAUUAUUGUAAAACCAGUUACUGGGAUGUGUUCAAUAAAUAUUACGCUUAUUCUGUCAAA